Messenger RNA from Schistocerca serialis cubense, 843 nucleotides. It is a transcript of the gene Tsp2A, whose product is annotated as tetraspanin-2A. Lineage: Eukaryota; Metazoa; Arthropoda; Insecta; Orthoptera; Acrididae. Gene Ontology annotation, cellular component: membrane. The coding region runs from base 1 to 843 and encodes 280 amino acids. The transcript is spliced from 5 exons. The record is from RefSeq and is a predicted model, not a curated record.
AUGGUCCCCUCGCCCUGCUGUUUCGAGCAAACAGCGAGAGCGAGCGGCGAGCAACAAGGUGGGAACGGCUGCUGCGAGAGAUUUCUUCCGUCCGUGGCGGCCAUCACGGCUAACGCCGCAGCCUGCGCCGCCGCCGCCGUCGCCGCCUCCGUCGUGUAUCGCGCGCGCCCGCCGGGAAAUGUCACGACGCAGAUAGCCGGGCGUCGGCUCGUGGGCGUGUCCAUGGUGGGGCUUACGCUGUGGCUUAAGACCGAGCCUGGCUUCAACGAGUGGGUGAACGACCUCAGCAUCGAAGAGUUCUUCACCGGCCUCUACGUGCUGCUGGCUGGUGGCAUCAUCAUAAUGCUGGUGGCCUUUCUGGGCUGCUGCGGCGCUCUGAUGGAGAAUAGUGUGCUCCUGUACGGGUUCAUCGCCACGCAGGUGCUCGGCUUCAUCCUGGGCAUGGCGGGCUCGGCCGUGUUGCUGGACUUCAGCACCAUCAACUCCAAGAUUGAGCCGCUCAUCCGCCAGGCCAUGCGGUCGCUCAUCGCCGACUCCAACAACCCCAGGAGCGCCUCCACGCUGCACAUGAUCCAGGAAAACGUGGGCUGCUGCGGCGCGGACGGCCCCAGCGACUACAUGUCGCUGAAGCAGCCGCUGUCCAGCAGCUGCCGGGACACCGUCACCGGCAACGUCUACUUCUACGGCUGCGUCGACGAGCUCACCUGGUUCCUGCAGGACAAGGCCGCCUGGAUCUGCGCGCUCGCCAUGCUCGUCUGCUUCAUCAACGUCCUGAACUGUGCUUUGACUCUUACGCUCAUCCAGGCAUUGAAAAAGGAAGAGGAAGACGCUCUCAAGCGCUAA